This is a messenger RNA of Caenorhabditis sp. 36 PRJEB53466, 1749 nucleotides long. NCBI's taxonomy places the organism in Eukaryota, Metazoa, Nematoda, Chromadorea, Rhabditida, Rhabditidae. The record is from the annotation of a GenBank genome assembly.
AUGGGUCGUAUGAAUGUUUCAAUGAUGAGAUACUUGGAAGGAGAUCACUUCCGAGUUCUCAUCGCUGUUGAAAUGGGAAUGAAGAAUCACGAAGUCGUUCCGUUGCCUUUGGUUUCUUCCAUCGCUGGAAUUCAUCGAGGAGGAGUCGUGAGAAUCCUUAACGAUUUGUGCAAGCAUCAGUUGGUUGCUUUUGAAAGAAGCAAAAAAUGUUAGUUUUCCGAAUACUUCAAUAGAGUACGAAUCUGUAUUCAUUUUCAGUUGACGGUUAUCGUCUGACCAUCCGAGGAUACGAUUAUCUUGCUCUCCGUGCUCUCUGCUCCAGAGAAGUUGUUGGAAGCGUGGGAAAUCAGAUUGGAAUUGGCAAAGAAUCUGAUGUUUAUGUGGGCGGUGAUCCCGAUUUGAACGACUUGUGUCUGAAGUUUCAUCGUCUAGGACGAACAUCGUUCAGAAAAAUCAAGGAAAAGCGAGACUAUCACAAAAAAAGGAAGAGUGCUUCGUGGCUUUACCUGAGUCGUUUGGCUGCUGCGAAAGAGUUCGCUUUCUUGAAAGCUCUCCAAGAACGUGGAUUCCCCGUGCCAAAAGCAGUGGAUGUGUGCAGACAUUUGGUUGUCAUGCAGCUUGUCAUCGGUCAAACACUGUGCAACGUGGCCCACGUUGAAGACCCUGCAGCUCUUUAUGAUCGACUGAUGGCCCUUAUUGUUAAAUUGGCGAGACACGGAGUCAUUCAUGGUGACUUCAACGAAUUCAAUCUCAUCAUGUUGGAAGACGAAAAGGUUGUCAUGAUUGACUUCCCACAGAUGGUGUCAAUCGAUCACAUGAAUGCUGAAUACUACUUUGACCGUGAUGUCACAUGUGUUCGUACUUUUAUCAAAAAACGUUUCGGCUAUGAAAGUGAAGACUGGCCCAAAUUCGACGAAAUUGAGAGAAAAGGAAACAUGGACGUUCUUCUUGAGGCUUCUGGCUUCACAAAGAAAAUGGCACUUGAUUUAAACAGAGCUUACGAUGAAGGUAACUUCUUGGCUCACUGUGAGUCAGAAUUAAGAAACACGGAAGCGGCCCAAGAAGUAGACAAUGGAGACGAAAGUGAAGAAGGAGAGGAUAUGAAUGUUAUCGAAGAAGAACCGGACGACGUGGACGAAGAAGAACUAAACGAGCAGUUGAACUCAGUAAAACAACAAAUAAUUGUUCUUUCUCAAUCGACACGCUUCAAUGAUUGGCUUUCUGAAGCUACAAUUCAGUUAGAUUCCGUGGAUUUGAACUGCGUCAAAAGAGAAUAUGAGUAUGAUGACAGCGAUCUUCCAGUCAAACUUGUGAGUUUCAAGAAUCGUUGACGUCUAAAUAUGUUCUGUACUUAGAUCCAUCCUCGUGGUGCAACUGCUAAUAAAGCUGAUAGUUCCACUUCUGAUAGUGAUAACGAAGAGGGAAAUGAAGAGCACAUCGCUGUUGAAGAUCAAGUGGCAAAGGUGGUGAAGAAGAGGCAGGCCGGCGGCGCUGCAGGUGCCGCAAGUGUGGCGAGCAGUGCUGCGACGUUCACCGCUGAAGAGAUCAAAAGAAAGCUGGCUUUGGAGAAAUUGCGCAAUAAGGAGAAGGUCAGUUUUCAGCAGACUCUCGAUUGGACGUGUUUAAAUCAAAAAUCGCACUUUUAAUCGUUUGCAGAUUCGUUUGAAGGUCAAAGGAAAACAGAGUGCGGUGAGCCGUAACCGUAAGGACAACAAGAACAUUAUUUCGGAGUAUGCCGGCUGGAUUUGA